UAUAAGACCUACAGAUGUUAGAUGUCUUUAUAGUGUUAUAUAGUGUUCAACAUCCUUGAGAAAAGCAUCAACAUGAGGUUUAUUAUUGCUAAACUUAAAUUUAUGGAUAAAAUACUUUGCCAGAAUCAUUACCAAGUUAAUUAUAAAUAUGUUGGGUACUUGAGAACACCAAACACCACAUUUUCUCAUAAUAAAGUAAAGUCUUUAGAGAUAUAUUCCAUGAUAAAUCUGCAAAAGUCCCUCCAGAGUAAAGCUCACAUUAGUGCAGGCUGUCUCGCUUUCCACGCAUGCGCUCUGAGGCUACCGCGUCGUCAUGGCUGACACGGGCUGGCCAGGCUGUGCAAAGAGUUUGAAAGGAGUCAUAUUGGACAUGUGUGGCGUGUUGUAUGACAGCGGGGAGGGCGACGGGGUUGCCAUACCUGGUUCGAUUGAAGCUGUGAAAAAGCUCAAGGCAUCCGACCUGCAGCUGCGCUUCUGCACUAAUGAGACCCAGGCCACCAGGGAGAAGUUUGUAGCCAAGCUCCAGAGACUGGGCUUUGACAUCUCCGUGUCUGAGGUCUUCUCCCCUGCUCCUGCAGUCGUAGCUGUCCUGAAGGAGAGGGGCUUACGGCCCCACCUGCUGGUGUAUGAUGCACUCCUCCCUGAGUUUGACAACGUCGACAAGAGCAACCCAAACUGUGUGGUGAUCGGAGACGCAGCUGAAUAUUUUUCCUACCAGAACCUGAACGAGGCAUUCAGGGUCCUUGUGGGCCUGGAGAAGCCAGUGCUGUUCUCUCUGGGCCAAGGGAGGUACUACAAGGAGACGGAUGGUUUGAAACUAGAUGUCGGGGUGUACAUGAAGGCUCUGGAGUAUGCCUGUGAUUUAAAGGCUGAAGUAGUUGGAAAGCCAUCCUCAACAUUCUUCCAGAGUGUUCUCAAUGACAUGGGGCUCCAGCCACAUGAGGCUCUGAUGAUCGGUGACGACCUGGUUAAUGACGUGGGUGGGGCCCAACACUGUGGCAUGAAAGGCGUACAAGUCAGGACAGGCAAAUACAGGCCCAGUGAUGAGUGGCACUCGACUGUGACGGCUGACAGCACUGUGGACAACCUGGCUCAGGCUGUGGACAUGAUCCUCAAUCAGAGGCACUGAGUACAAGGCAGCGGACACUGGAAACUCUCCAUUAACUGUGACCCUGGGUGAUACAGGCUGGUGCUCGAUAGUAUUUUUAUAUAGCUCUUAAAGGAUCCCUAUACGAUAUUCAGAGCAUUAAUAUAGCAACAAACUGUUUGCUAUGUAAAGUAAAGUGGAGUAAUGGCGUCACGAUGCUUUUUUGUGUUGUAAUCCGAGCUUCUCUGUUUUUUUGUUGCGGUAGUGGGUCUGGUCCGGCGUACAUGUGGGUGUAUUCAAGUUCCCAGGAACAUCCUGUCACGUGAAAGGCCAAACAAGACUCGUUCCCAUAGACUUACAUUGUGAAAGAGGCAUCUGUAAUUCAAUGGAUGCAUUUUUUGGGGCGUCACAGCAUUCACGAAAUGACUCGUUUCGCUAUCGAUUUGAUUCCUUUUGGUCCGAUAUCAUUUCACGAUUAAAACAUUUCUAUCCCUAUAUAAGUUUGCAGAGGGCUAAAUCAGGAGUUAGCCGCUCGGCCGUCGUAAGUCUCUAGUGCGCUUGCUCUAUUGGCACCACGAUGCGGACGAUCCAGGUAAUCUCAUACCUGAGAAAUCAAGCUUUUUAGGUUUUAAACGGGGCUCCGCGUCCAACUUUGUAUCCAGUUCUCUUUAUACAUCCAUGGUGUGCAUCCCACUGGCUAGCUAAUCACUGCUGCUCUGCACUGCGCUCAUAUGGCGGUCACCGCUGAUAACAGGAUGGCAUCGUCGCAAAUUGGUAGCACCAACCCUCCGUUUCCCCGUUAGCUCUGUCAACGCUGUUUGCGCUGUUAGCAUCGUUAGCUGCUAGCUGCCGGCUCAGCCACCUUCAUGUUGAGAGCCAUGUGCGGACAACCUCUCAAUCAUAGAUAUGCUCUGAGUAUCGUAUAGAGCUCCUCUAAUUGUUAUCUCUAGUAGGAAGGGUAUGUAGCACUGAGGUAUUUUAAGUAACAUGUCAUAGUAGUACAAAACUAAAACACCAUCCACAUACUGUAUAUCCUGUACCUGUCAAUGAACUGUCAUAUAUGGGAAACACCCGCCCACCUGGUGCUCCACAUAGUGUAAAACAAACUAGGAUAAAAUUUGCAGAACCAUUAUCUGAGUCUGCAGGAGAUAAGCUUUAGGGCUGUACUGUGCAUUUGUCAGUACAUGAUUGCCAUAGAUAAGAUACCUCAAGCUGACACGAAUGUGCCUGUAACCAGCUGCUGACUGACAGAAGUGUAAAAUAACAGUGUGUGUUCAGAGUUUGUGCUGCUGUUUCACACUCAAAUUCUUCGAGGAGAUACAUGAAGACAGGUUAAACAGGAAAUGCACAAUUGAACUGUCGCUGUAGUGUAUUUUAACGUACUUUAAUUAAGCCUGUUAUAUGAAGGUAAAGUUGCUUUCACUCACUCCCUUUACACAAAACAUGCACCGGCUUAAUAAAGCAGCAGGGAGUAGUCAGUAAAAUAAAAAAAGGUCUUUUAC
This is a messenger RNA of Epinephelus moara (kelp grouper), 2589 nucleotides long. It is a transcript of the gene lhpp, whose product is annotated as phospholysine phosphohistidine inorganic pyrophosphate phosphatase. Gene Ontology annotation, molecular function: phosphatase activity; inorganic diphosphate phosphatase activity. Lineage: Eukaryota; Metazoa; Chordata; Actinopteri; Perciformes; Serranidae. Gene Ontology annotation, biological process: dephosphorylation. Bases 314 to 1129 code for a protein of 271 amino acids. Gene Ontology annotation, cellular component: cytosol. The record is from RefSeq and is a predicted model, not a curated record. The transcript is spliced from 7 exons.